AUGGAGACGGUGUACCCGGCUGCGGCGUCGGCGCUGGCGCGUGGACGGCGUCGGCGACAAGCAACGCCGCGCUCGCGACACCGCACCGCGCCCGUCACCUUCGCCGAGAUAAAGGAGGUGGACGAAGAGCAAGACGUGGUUGAGGAGGCAGAUAUAAGCGUAUUGAGCGAACGACGGCGGAAGCCAGACGAGCUAUUUGAGCUGUCCCGAGAGUUCGCAGAGUUUCGUCGACGCAGAGCGCGACGCACCGCGUUGCGAGAGCCUGAUGAGAUUGUUGAAGGUCCCUCACCCAGCGAUGGACCGUCUACUUCUAACGCUUCAUCAUUGUCUGAAACUCCCUCAGUAGACAUAGUCGAUAUACCGCAUGAAGUACCAGUAGUAUCCAAGCCCCAUGGGCAGCUUACCCGAUCAUCAAGUGAACCUACUUAA
Molecule: messenger RNA, 429 nt
Organism: Parnassius mnemosyne (clouded apollo)
Lineage: Eukaryota; Metazoa; Arthropoda; Insecta; Lepidoptera; Papilionidae
Source: the annotation of a GenBank genome assembly